Messenger RNA from Lachancea meyersii CBS 8951, 465 nucleotides. The record is from the annotation of a GenBank genome assembly. NCBI's taxonomy places the organism in Eukaryota, Fungi, Ascomycota, Saccharomycetes, Saccharomycetales, Saccharomycetaceae.
AUGGUCAAAGCAGUUGCCGUCCUAAGAGGAGAUGCCGGCGUCGCCGGUCUCGUGCACUUGGAGCAGACCUCCGAGAGUGCCCUAACCACCGUCACCUACGAGGUCACCGGUUUCGAUUCAGACACCGAACACGGGUUCCACAUCCACCAGUUCGGUGACAACACCAACGGGUGCACGUCUGCCGGUCCCCACUUCAACCCUUUCAACAAGACGCACGGUGCCCCUACCGAUGAGAACAGACACGUUGGCGAUCUAGGCAACAUUUUGGCCAACGCCAAGGGUGUUGCCCAGGGCUCCAUGACCGACCAUUUGGUCAAAUUGAUCGGCCCCACCUCUGUGGUUGGCCGUACCGUGGUUGUCCACGCUGGCAGAGACGAUCUUGGCAGAGGCGGUAACGAAGAAUCCCUCAAAACCGGUAAUGCCGGACCCAGACCUGCCUGUGGUGUCAUUGGUAUUUGCACCUAA